AUGCCCGCCCUCUCUCCUACCAUGACCGAGGGCAACAUCGCUACCUGGAAGGUCAAGGAGGGAGAGUCUUUUAGCGCUGGUGAUGUGCUGCUUGAGAUCGAGACCGACAAGGCCAGCAUGGACGUCGAGGCCCAGGAUGACGGUAUCAUGGUCAAGAUCAUGGCUGCGGAUGGCAGCAAGGCUGUGCAGGUUGGAUCGCGCAUCGGUGUCAUUGCAGAGGCUGGCGACGAUAUCAACUCCCUCGAGAUCCCCGCCGAGCAGACCAAGGAGCAACCUAAGGAACAGUCCAGCGCCCAGGCGCCCAAGGAGGAGACUGCCCCCUCCCAAUCGAAGCCCGUCGAGCAGAAGAGCGCCAAGCCCACUGGCAACGAUACCUACGAGCACAAGUACCCUCUGCUGCCCUCAGUUCAACAUCUCGUCAAGCAGAAGGGCAUCAGCGAGGCUGAUCUCAAGAAGAUCAAGGGCACAGGCCCUCAUGGCCGACUCGUCAAGGGUGACAUCCUCGCCCAUCUCGGCAGCAUCAACCCCGAGACACCCGCCGCCAACGAGACCAACUUCAACAACUUGUUCCACCUUGAUCUUAGCAACAUCAAGGUCGCUACGACACCUGCUCCUCCUUCCAAGCCAAGCCCCGCUGAGGACACCAAGGCCGAGGAGUCCAAGGCACCUAUGCCCGAGGACCUCGAACUCUCUAUCCCUAUCACCUUGACCAAGGUUGUCGAAGUCCAGAACCGAAUCCACGAGACUCUUGGCGUCUUCCUGCCCAUCUCUACCUUUGUUGGCCGUGCCGCCGAGGUCGCCAACGAUGACCUCCCCCCUACCAAGCGUGCUCCUACAGCCAACGAGCUCUUCGAUCAAGUCCUUGGCCUCGACAAGGUCAAGGCCUUCAAUGGCACUCGCGGCGUAUACCUGCCUCAGAUCGCCGCCAUCCCUCCCCCCUCUAUGCUCUCUCACCGACCUGCACCCAAACAGGCCGAUAUUAUCGACUUCCUUGCUGCCCCCAGCAAGAAGUCUGCCCCCAAGUCCGCCACCAUCCACACAGUCCCUGGUCUGUCCAGCGGCGCCAACGUGUUCACUCUGAAGGUCCCCAAGGCCGAGGAAGAGCGAGCAUUGGUCUUCCUUGAGCGCUGCAAGGCCAUCCUUGAGCAGGAGCCUGGACGACUGGUGCUGUGA
Fusarium coffeatum is the source of this 1173-nucleotide messenger RNA. RefSeq lists its product as uncharacterized. Gene Ontology annotation, biological process: pyruvate decarboxylation to acetyl-CoA. The transcript has a single exon. Gene Ontology annotation, cellular component: pyruvate dehydrogenase complex. Gene Ontology annotation, molecular function: dihydrolipoyllysine-residue acetyltransferase activity. The record is from RefSeq and is a predicted model, not a curated record. Lineage: Eukaryota; Fungi; Ascomycota; Sordariomycetes; Hypocreales; Nectriaceae. Bases 1 to 1173 code for a protein of 390 amino acids.